Lepisosteus oculatus (spotted gar) is the source of this 1286-nucleotide messenger RNA. It is a transcript of the gene rpl4, whose product is annotated as ribosomal protein L4. The record is from RefSeq and is a predicted model, not a curated record. Gene Ontology annotation, molecular function: RNA binding; structural constituent of ribosome. Gene Ontology annotation, cellular component: ribosome; cytosolic large ribosomal subunit. Gene Ontology annotation, biological process: translation. NCBI's taxonomy places the organism in Eukaryota, Metazoa, Chordata, Actinopteri, Semionotiformes, Lepisosteidae.
AUGUAUAUACUGUCAGAGAAGUGCUUUCCUCUUCCUUUUCUCCUGUGGCCGCCAUCGUGUGAGGAGUGUGGUUCCCGGCGAGCCGAGAUAGUCGCUAAUCAAAAAUGGCUUGCGCCAGACCGUUGAUUUCGGUCUACUCCGAGAAAGGAGAGGCCUCGGGCAAGAAUGUUGUCAUGCCUGCCAUCUUCAAGGCUCCCAUCCGCCCGGACAUUGUGAACUUCGUUCACACCAACAUGCGCAAGAACAACCGCCAGCCCUACGCCGUCAGUGAACUGGCAGGUCACCAGACCAGCGCUGAAUCCUGGGGUACCGGCAGAGCUGUGGCUCGAAUUCCCCGCGUGCGUGGCGGCGGCACGCACCGUUCCGGCCAGGGAGCCUUCGGCAAUAUGUGCCGCGGAGGACGCAUGUUUGCCCCCACCAAGACUUGGCGCCGCUGGCACCGCAGGAUCAACGUUACCCAGAAGCGCUAUGCCAUUUGCUCUGCUCUGGCAGCCUCUGCUCUACCUGCUCUGGUCAUGUCCAAAGGUCAUCGCAUCGAGGAGAUCCCUGAAGUGCCCCUGGUGGUGGAUGACAAGGUUGAGAGCUACAAGAAGACCAAGGAGGCUGUGCUGCUGCUGAAAAAAUUAAAGGCCUGGAACGACAUCAAAAAGGUGUAUGCCUCCCAGCGGAUGCGUGCAGGAAAGGGAAAAAUGAGGAACCGCCGGCGUAUCCAGCGCAAGGGGCCCUGCAUCGUGUACAAUGAGGACAACGGAGUCACCAAGGCCUUCAGAAAUAUCCCUGGCAUCACCCUGCAGAACGUCAACCGGCUGAACCUGCUGCGCCUGGCCCCCGGUGGCCAUGUGGGCCGCUUCUGCAUUUGGACAGAGAGCGCGUUCCGCAAGCUGGACGAGCUGUACGGCACCUGGCGCAAAGCUGCCUCUCUCAAGGUCGACUACAACCUGCCAAUGCACAAGAUGACCAACACAGACCUGAGCCGAAUCUUGAAGAGCCCAGAGAUCCAGAAGGCCCUUCGUCCUCCCAGCAAGAAGAUUCACCGUAGGGUGCUGAAGAAGAAUCCUCUGAAGAACCUGAGAGUGAUGGUGAAGUUGAACCCUUAUGCCCAGACAGCAAAGCGCCACGCUAUCUUGCGUCGUGACCCCACCAUCAAAGCCAAAAUGCUGAAACCCAAGAAGGCAAAGAAGACUGCAAAGACAGAGAAAACUAAACCUGCAGCCAAGUAAAGUCCAGUUUAUACAGACAGUGAGAGGCAGAAUUUCCAUCAAUAAACUAUUGGAAGAAAAACUUUG